CCUGCCGCCGCCUCCACAACUCUCCGUCCAGCUGUCUUAACCACGGGUAACCAUGGCUGAAGGGGGAGAAGGCGAAGAUGAAAUCCAGUUCUUACGAACUGAUGACGAGGUGGUGCUGCAGUGUUCCGCCACCAUCCACAAGGAGCAGCAGAAGCUGUGUCUGGCAGCCGAGGGCUUUGGAAACAGACUCUGCUUCCUGGAGUCUACCUCAAACUCCAAGAAUGUUCCGCCGGACCUGUCCAUCUGUACCUUUGUGCUGGAGCAGUCUCUGUCGGUCCGGGCCCUGCAGGAGAUGCUUGCCAACACCGAGGAGAAAGCUGAAGGGAAGUUCAUGAUGAAGACAGCCCAGGGAGGGGGCCACCGCACCCUGCUCUACGGCCACGCCGUGCUGCUGAGACACUCCUACAGUGGGAUGUACCUCUGUUGUUUGUCCACCUCGCGGUCUUCGACAGAUAAACUGGCAUUUGAUGUUGGACUGCAAGAAGAUACAACAGGCGAGGCCUGCUGGUGGACCAUCCAUCCUGCUUCCAAGCAGAGGUCAGAGGGUGAGAAGGUGAGGGUUGGGGACGACCUCAUCUUGGUCAGCGUCUCCUCGGAGCGGUACCUGCAUUUAUCAUAUGGGAACGGGAGCCUGCACGUGGAUGCUGCCUUCCAGCAGACCCUCUGGAGCGUGGCGCCGAUCUGCUCCGGGAGUGAAGUGGCGCAAGGGUACCUGAUUGGCGGGGACGUCCUGAGGCUGCUUCACGGUCACAUGGACGAGUGUCUGACCGUCCCAUCCGGGGAGCACGGGGAGGAGCAGCGCAGGACAGUGCACUACGAGGGGGGAGCCGUGUCCAUCCACGCCCGCUCCCUCUGGAGGCUGGAGACGCUGCGAGUUGCGUGGAGUGGUAGCCACACCCGCUGGGGACAGCCCUUCCGGCUGAGGCAUGUCACCACGGGGAAGUACCUCAGCCUCAUGGACGACAAGGGCCUGCUGCUGAUGGACAAGGAGAAAGCCGACGUCAAGUCCACUGCCUUCUGCUUCCGCUCGUCAAAGGAAAAGCUGGACGUAGGGGUGAGGAAGGAGGUUGAUGGCAUGGGAGUCCCAGACAUCAAGUACGGCGACUCGGUGUGCUACAUCCAGCACGUGGACACCUGCCUGUGGCUAACGUACCAGUCUGUGGACGCCAAGUGUGCACGAAUGGGUGGUGUGCAGCGCAAGGCCAUCAUGCACCACGAGGGACACAUGGAUGAUGGGCUGACACUGUCCCGCUCGCAGCACGAGGAGUCCCGCACCGCCAGGGUCAUCCGCAGCACUGUCUUCCUCUUCAACCGCUUCAUCAGGGGACUGGAUGCCCUGAGCAAAAAAGGGAAGACCUCAACGCUAGAUCUGCCAAUCGAGUCGGUCAGCCUGAGCCUCCAGGAUCUGAUUGGCUACUUCCAGCCGCCUGACGAGCACCUGGAGCACGAGGACAAGCAGAACAGGCUUCGGGCGUUGAAGAACAGACAGAAUCUCUUCCAGGAAGAGGGCAUGAUUAACUUGGUCCUGGAGUGUAUCGACCGCCUACACGUGUACAGCAGCGCAGCGCAUUUCGCUGAUGUGGCCGGGAAGGAAGCCGGAGAGGCCUGGAAGUCUAUACUAAACUCAUUAUACGAGCUACUGGCGGCUCUGAUAAGAGGAAACAGGAAGAACUGUGCUCAGUUUUCCGGCUCCCUGGAUUGGCUGAUCAGCAGGCUGGAGAGACUGGAGGCCUCCUCUGGAAUUCUGGAGGUUUUGCAUUGUGUGCUUGUGGAAAGCCCAGAGGCCCUCAACAUCAUCAAAGAAGGCCACAUCAAAUCCAUUAUUUCCCUCCUGGACAAACAUGGCCGGAAUCACAAGGUGCUGGACGUGCUGUGCUCCCUGUGCGUGUGUCACGGCGUGGCGGUGCGCUCUAACCAGCACCUCAUCUGUGACAACUUACUGCCGGGACGAGAUCUGCUCCUCCAGACACGCCUGGUCAAUCACGUCAGCAGCAUGCGGCCGAACAUCUUCCUGGGCAUCAGCGAGGGCUCGGCCCAGUACAAGAAGUGGUACUACGAGCUGAUCGUGGACCGGGUGGAGCCCUUUGUCACGGCGGAGGCCACCCACCUGCGUGUGGGCUGGGCCACCACCGAUGGCUACUCACCCUACCCCGGGGGAGGGGAGGGCUGGGGGGGCAACGGAGUCGGGGACGAUCUGUACUCCUACGGCUUCGACGGGCUUCACCUGUGGUCAGGCUGCAUCGCCCGCACAGUGAGCUCACCCAACCAGCACCUCCUCCGUGCCGACGACGUGGUCAGCUGCUGCCUGGACCUCAGCGCCCCCAGCAUCUCUUUCCGCAUCAACGGCCAGCCCGUCCAGGGGAUGUUCGAGAACUUCAACUCCGACGGGCUCUUCUUCCCUGUCACCAGCUUCUCGGCAGGGGUGAAAGUGCGCUUCCUGUUGGGUGGGCGGCACGGAGAGUUUAAGUUCCUCCCGCCCCCCGGAUACGCUCCGUGUUUCGAGGCGCUACUGCCCCGAGAGAAGAUGAGGGUGGAGCACAGCCAAGAGUACAAGCAGGACCACGGCGGCAUGCGCGACCUGCUGGGCCCCACUGUGACCCUCACGCAAGCGGCCUUCACCCCAAUGCCUGUAGACACCAGCCAGAUCGUUCUGCCGCCGCACUUGGAGCGGAUCCGGGAGAAGCUGGCGGAGAACAUCCACGAGCUCUGGGUUAUGAACAAGAUCGAGCUAGGCUGGACAUAUGGAACUGUGCGAGACGACAACAAGAGGCAACAUCCCUGCCUGGUCGAGUUCUCCAAACUUCCGGAGCAAGAGCGCAGCUACAAUCUGCAGAUGUCCCUGGAGACGCUGAAGACUCUUCUCGCCCUGGGCUGCCACGUGGGUGUGGCUGACGAACACGCUGAGGAGAAAGUAAAAAACCUGAAGCUGUCCACUAAUUACGAGCUGUCAAGUGGAUACAAGCCUGCUCCCAUGGACCUGAGCCAUAUCAAGCUGGCGUCCACCCAGGAAGCCAUGGUGGACAAGCUGGCGGAGAAUGCUCACAACGUGUGGGCCAGAGACAGAAUCAGGCAGGGCUGGACCUACGGCAUCCAGCAGGAUGUGAAAAACAGACGAAACCCUCGGCUUGUCCCGUACGCCCUGCUGGACGAGAGGACCAAAAAGUCCAACAAGGACAGCCUAAGAGAGGCGGUCCGCACCCUCCUGGGGUACGGCUACAAUCUGGAGGCCCCCGACCAGGACCAUGCCGCGAGGUCCGACAUCAGCAACCUGCUGGCCGAGAGGUUCCGCAUCUUCCGGGCGGAGAAGACGUACAGUGUGAACGCUGGAAAGUGGUACUUCGAGUUCGAGGUGGUGACAGCGGGAGAGAUGAGGGUUGGCUGGGCCCGGCCCGGCUGCUUGCCUGACCAGGAGCUGGGGUCCGACGAGCAAGCCUUUGUUUUCGACGGCUUCAAGGCGCAGCGCUGGCACCAGGGGAACGAGCACUUCGGCCGGUCCUGGCAGCCAGGCGACGUGGUGGGCUGCAUGGUGGACAUGAACGAGCACACCAUGAUGUUCACUCUCAACGGAGAGGUGCUGCUCGACGACUCGGGGUCUGAGCUGGCCUUCAAGGACUUCGAGGUGUGGGAAGGAUUCAUUCCCGUCUGCAGCCUGGGCAUCAGUCAGGUGGGCCGGAUGAACUUCGGGAAGGACGUCAGCACCCUCAAGUACUUCACGAUCUGCGGCCUGCAGGAAGGGUACGAGCCCUUCGCUGUCAACAUGAACCGCGACCUGACCAUGUGGCUGAGCAAGAGGCUGCCCCAGUUUAUCCCCGUCCCGCACAACCACGAGCACAUCGAGGUUACGAGAAUCGACGGGACCAUCGACAGCUCACCCUGCCUGAAGGUCACACACAGGUCAUUUGGCUCUCAGAACAGCAACACCGACAUCGUGUUCUACCGCCUGAGCAUGCCUGUCGAGUGCGCUGAGGGCUUCUCCAAGUCCCCGGGGGGCACCCUGCCGUCCAACGGCAGCUUCUUCUCGCCGAAGAAGGAGCUGGAGGACUUUGAGACUGUCUCGGACUUCGAGGUCCUCAUGAAGACGGCUCAUGGGCACUUGGGGUCCAACGGGCCGGAGAAGGACAAAGAUGAAUUCAACAACCACAAGGACUACAACCAAGAGAAACCCUCCAAGCUCAAGCAAAGGUUCAUGCUGAAGAGGACCAAGCCGGACUUCAACACCAGCCACUCGUCUGCUCGCCUGUCAGAGGAGGUGCUGGCUGAUGAGAGGGACGACUACGAGUACCUGAUGCAGACCUCCACGUACUAUUACUCGGUGAGGAUCUUCCCUGGUCAGGAGCCCUCUAGUGUGUGGGUGGGUUGGGUGACCUCCGAUUUCCACCAGUAUGACACGGCCUUCGAGCUGGACAAGGUCCGCACGGUGACCGUCACGCUGGGGGACGAGAAGGGCAAGGUCCAUGAGAGCAUCAAGCGCAGCAACUGCUACAUGGUGUGGGCAGGAGAGAGCACCAGCCCGGGCCAAGGCCGAAACAACAACGGCCUGGAGAUUGGCUGUCUGGUGGACACUGCCAACGGGCUGCUGACCUUCACUGCCAAUGGGAAGGAGCUCAGCACGUACUACCAGGUCGAGCCCAGCACCAAGCUGUUCCCCGCUGUGUUCGCUCAGGCCACCAGCCCCAACGUGUUUCAGUUCGAACUGGGACGCAUAAAGAACGUCAUGCCCCUGUCGGCGGGGCUGUUCAAAAGCGAGCGGAAGAACCCCAUGCCUCAGUGCCCGCCCCGGCUGCACGUCCAGUGCCUGACACCGGUGCUGUGGAGCCGCGUGCCCAACCACUUCCCCAAGGUGGAGACGUCCCGCGUGAACGAACGCCACGGCUGGGUGGUGCAGUGCUGCGAGCCCCUGCAGUUCAUGUCCCUGCACAUCCCGGAGGAGAACAGGUCCGUGGACAUCCUGGAGCUGACCGAGCAGAAGGACCUGCUGAAGUUCCACUACCACACCCUGCGGCUCUACUCGGCCGUGUGCGCGCUGGGCAACAACCGGGUGGCGCACGCCCUCUGCAGCCACGUGGAUGAGGCCCAGCUGCUCUACGCCAUCGAGAACAAGUACAUGCCGGGCCUGCUGCGGACGGGCUACUACGACCUGCUCAUCGACAUCCACCUGAGCACCUACGCCACCGCCCGCCUCAUGAUGAACAACGAGUACAUUGUGCCCAUGACGGAGGAGACCAAGAGCAUCACGCUCUUCCCGGACGAGAAGAAGAAACACGGGCUCCCGGGCAUCGGCCUCAGCACCUCUCUCCGUCCCAGGAUGCACUUCUCCUCGCCCAGCUUCGUCAGCGUCAGCGGCGACUUCUUCCAGUACAGCCCCGAGUUUCCGCUGGAGAUCCUGAAGACCAAGACCAUCGAGAUGCUGACGGAGGCCGUGCGGGAGGGCAGCCUGCACGUGCGCGACCCGAUAGGGGGCAGCACCGAGUUCCUCUUCGUGCCGCUCAUCAAGCUCUUCUACACGCUGCUCAUCAUGGGCGUCUUCCACAACGGCGACCUCAAGAACAUCCUGCAGCUCAUCGAGCCCAGCGUCUUCUCCGAGGACUCGGGCCACGAGGGUGUCGGCACGCCCGAUGGCGACGGCUUCAAGGGCGAGUUCCGGAUAGAGGGAGCAGGGGGAGAGGACAGCAGGAGGGCGGGAAACGUCCCCAAAGAGGGCCUGCUCCAGAUGAAGCUCCCGGAGCCGGUCAAGCUGCAAAUGUGCCACCUGCUCCAGUACCUGUGCGACUGCCAGGUGAGGCACCGGAUCGAGGCGGUGGUGGCCUUCUCCGAUGACUUUGUGGCCAACCUCCAGGAGAACCAGCGCUUCCGCUACAACGAGGUGAUGCAGGCCCUCAACAUGUCCGCCGCCCUAACCGCCAAGAAGACCAAAGAGUUUCGAUCGCCGCCUCAGGAGCAGAUCAACAUGCUGCUGAACUUUAAGGAUGAAAAGCAGGACUGCCCGUGCCCAGACAACAUCAGAGAACAGCUGCUGGACUUCCACGAGGACUUAAUGGCCCACUGUGGGAUCGAGAUGGAUGAUGACAAGGCAAAUGAGGCGGAUGGGGAUUUCACCAUCCGAGGCCGCCUCCUGUUGCUGGUGGAGAAAGUGGCCUACUUGAAGAAGAAGAUGGUGGACUUGCCAAAGAAAAAAAAAUCAAAGAAGCCCAGCACUCUGCAGCAGCUGAUCUCGGAGACCAUGGUCCGCUGGGCCCAGGAGUCCGUGAUCGAGGACCCGGAGCUGGUGCGGGCCAUGUUCGUGCUCCUGCACCGGCAGUAUGAUGGCAUCGGGGGCCAGGUGCGCGCCCUGCCCAAGACCUACACCAUCAACGCGGUGUCGGUGGAGGACACCAUCAACCUGCUGGCGUCGCUGGGCCAGAUCCGCUCCCUGCUGAGCGUGCGCAUGGGCCGCGAGGAGGAGAAGCUGAUGAUCCGGGGCCUGGGAGACAUCAUGAACAACAAAGUUUUCUACCAGCACCCAAACUUGAUGAGGGCGCUGGGUAUGCAUGAGACUGUCAUGGAGGUGAUGGUGAAUGUGCUGGGAGGAGGAGAGUCCAAGGAAAUCACAUUUCCUAAGAUGGUGGCCAACUGCUGUCGUUUUCUUUGCUACUUCUGUCGAAUCAGUAGACAAAACCAAAAAGCCAUGUUCGACCAUCUCAGUUACUUGCUGGAAAACAGCAGUGUUGGACUCGCGUCCCCUUCCAUGCGGGGUUCCACUCCCCUAGAUGUGGCUGCUGCCUCUGUGAUGGAUAACAAUGAGCUGGCGUUGGCCCUCCGGGAGCCGGACCUGGAGAAAGUGGUGCAGUACCUGGCUGGCUGCGGCCUGCAGAGCUGCACCAUGCUGGUGUCUAAGGGCUACCCCGACAUCGGCUGGAACCCCGUCGAGGGGGAGCGCUACCUGGACUUCCUUCGCUUCGCUGUGUUCUGCAACGGUGAAAGCGUGGAGGAGAACGCCAACGUGGUGGUGAGGUUGCUGAUUCGCCGGCCAGAGUGCUUUGGCCCCGCCCUGAGAGGGGAAGGAGGGAACGGUCUAUUGGCCGCCAUGGAGGAUGCUAUCAAAAUCUCAGAGGACCCAAGCAGAGAUGGCCCCUCCCCCACCUCCGAGUCCAGCAGGACCCUCAGUGACAUGCUGGAGGAUGAGGAGGACGACACCAUCCACAUGGGCAAUGCUAUCAUGACCUUCUACGCGGCCCUCAUCGACCUGCUGGGGCGCUGUGCGCCGGAGAUGCACCUGAUCCACGCUGGGAAGGGCGAGGCGAUCCGGAUCAGGGCCAUCCUGCGCUCCCUCAUCCCCAUCGAGGACCUGGAGGGGGUGAUCAGCAUCCCCUUCCCCAUGCCCACUCUCGCCAAAGAUGGAACCGUGGUGGAGCCGGACAUGUCCGCGGGCUUCUGUCCGGACCACAAGGCCGCCAUGGUGCUGUUCCUGGACCGCGUGUACGGGAUCGAGGACCAGAACUUCCUGCUGCACCUCCUGGAAGUGGGGUUCCUUCCCGACCUCCGGGCAGCCGCCUCUCUGGACACGGCCGCCCUGAGUGCCACAGACAUGGCCCUGGCCCUGAACCGCUACCUGUGCACAGCCGUGCUGCCUCUGCUCACCAAGUGCGCCCCGCUGUUUGCUGGGACCGAGCCCUACGCCUCCCUCAUCGACUCCCUGCUGCACACCGUCUACCGCCUGUCCAAGGGCUGCUGCCUGACCAAGGCCCAGCGUGACGCCAUCGAGGAGUGCCUGCUGGCAGUCUGCGGUAAACUGAGACCCUCCAUGAUGCAGCACCUGCUCAGGAGGCUGGUGUUUGAUGUUCCUCUCCUCAAUGAGCACACCAAAAUGCCCCUCAAGCUGCUGACAAAUCACUACGAGCGCUGCUGGAAGUACUACUGCCUGUCCGGAGGCUGGGGGAGCUUCGGGGCCGCGUCCGACGAGGAGCUGCACCUGUCCAGGAAGCUCUUCUGGGGGAUAUUUGAUGCCCUUUCUCAGAAGAGGUAUGACCAGGAGCUCUUUAAGCUGGCCCUGCCCUGCCUGAGUGCUGUGGCAGGGGCACUGCCCCCGGACUACAUGGAGUCCAACUAUGUGGCCAUGAUGGAGAAGCAGUCGUCCAUGGACGCGGAGGGCAACUUCAACCCGCAGCCCGCGGACACCUCGAAUGUGACUGUCCCUGAGAAGCUGGAUUACUUCAUCAAUAAAUAUGCUGAGCAUUCUCACGAGAAGUGGUCCAUGGACAAGUUUGCCAACGGCUGGGUUCACGGGGACCAGCUGUGCGAAGCCUCCAAAGUGCAUCCCCUCCUCAAGCCUUACAAAAGCCUGUCUGAGAAGGACAAGGAGAUAUACCGCUGGCCCAUUAAGGAGUCCCUGAAGACCAUGCUGGCCUGGGGGUGGAGCAUCGAGAGGACGAGGGAGGGAGACACCCUGGGGCUGCACAACCGUGCCCGCCGAAUCUCCCAGUCCAGUCAGCUCUCCAUUGAAGGUGCCCACGGCUUCAGCCCAAGGCCUAUCGACAUGAGCAAUGUGACCCUGUCCCGGGACCUGCACUCCAUGGCAGAGCUGCUUGCAGAGAACUAUCAUAACAUUUGGGCAAAGAAGAAAAAGCUGGAACUUGAAGCCAAAGGCGGAGGGAGUCAUCCUUUACUGGUGCCCUACGACACUCUUACUGCCAAAGAGAAAUCCAGAGACAGAGAAAAAGCACAAGAUAUCCUCAAGUUCUUUCAGAUCAACGGCUACACGGUCUCAAGGGCCAUGAAGGAGCAGGAGCUGGACACCCCCUCCAUAGAGAAGCGUUUUGCCUACACCUUCCUGCAGCAGCUCAUCACCUAUGUGGACGAGGCCCACGAGCACAUGAUGGAGUUUGAUGUGGGCACGCGUGGCAAAGGAGAGAAAAUUCCUCAUGAGCAGCAAAUGAAGUUUUUUGGGAAGGUGGUCCUGCCGUUGGUUGACCAGUACUUCAAGAAUCACCGCCUCUACUUCCUGUCCACUGCCAUCCGACCCCUCAGCAGCGGAGGCCACGCCUCCAACAAGGAGAAAGAGAUGAUCACCAGCCUGUUCUGCAAACUUGGAGUUCUUGUCAGGCAUAGGAUAUCACUGUUUGGAAAUGAUUCUACCUCAAUUGUGAACUGUCUUCAUAUCCUGGGACAGACUCUUGAUGCCAGGACCGUGAUGAAGACGGGCCUGGACUCGGUGAAGGCGGCGCUGCGGGCCUUCUUCGACAACGCCGCCGAGGACCUGGAGAAGACCAUGGAGAACCUGAAGCAGGGCCAGUUCACCCACACCAGGACCCAGCCCAAGGGCGUCACCCAGAUCAUCAACUACACCACGGUGGCGCUGCUGCCCGUCCUCUCCUCCCUCUUUGAGCACAUCGGCCAGAACUUGUUUGGGGAGGACCUCAUACUGGAUGACGUUCAAGUGUCCUGCUAUAGAAUCCUCAACAGCCUGUAUUCGCUUGGCACCAGCAAAAGCAUCUAUGUUGAAAGGCAGCGUCCAGCAUUGGGGGAAUGUCUGGCUGCAUUUUCCGGAGCUUUCCCCGUGUCCUUCCUAGAGCCCCAGCUGAACAAGUACAACACCUACUCCAUCUACAACACCAAAGGGUCUCGCGAGAGGGCAGCAAUGGGUCUGCCGGCCCAGGUUGAGGAGAUGUCCCCUCUCAUCCCCUCGCUGGAGAAGUCCCUGGAGGAGAUCAUGGAGCUGGCCGAGUCGGGCAUGCGCUACACCCAGAUGCCCCACGUGAUGGAGGUGGUGCUGCCCAUGCUUUGCAGCUACAUGUCGCACUGGUGGGAGCACGGCCCCGAGAACAACCCCGAGCGGGCCGACAAGUGCUGCACCUCCCUCACCUCCGACCACAUGAACACCCUGCUGGGCAACGUGCUCAAGAUCAUCUACAACAACCUGGGCAUCGACGAGGGCGCCUGGAUGAAACGGCUGGCAGUGUUCUCCCAGCCAAUCAUCAGCAAGGCCAAGCCCCAGCUGCUGAAGACCCACUUCUUGCCACUGAUGGAGAAGCUGAAAAAGAAGGCAGCGACCGUGCUGCUGGACGAGGAGCACAUGAAGGCAGAGGGCCGGGGCGAAAUGUCAGAGGCGGAGCUGCUCAUUCUGGAUGAGUUCACCAUCCUGGUGCGGGACCUGUACGCCUUCUACCCGCUACUCAUUCGAUUCGUCGACUACAACAGGGCAAAGUGGCUGAAAGAGCCGAACCCAGAAGCAGAGGAGCUGUUCCGCAUGGUGGCUGAAGUUUUCAUAUUCUGGGCCAAAUCUCAUAAUUUCAAACGGGAGGAGCAGAACUUUGUGGUCCAGAAUGAGAUCAACAACAUGUCCUUCUUGAUCACCGACACCAAGUCCAAAAUGUCGAAGGGAGCCAUGUCUGACCAGGAGAGGAAGAAGAUGAAGAGGAAGGGUGACCGCUACUCCAUGCAGACCUCUCUCAUCGUGGCAGCGCUGAAGAGGCUGCUUCCUGUCGGCCUGAACAUCUGUGCGCCCGGAGACCAAGAGCUGAUCGCUCUGGCGAAAAACCGCUUCACCCAGAAAGACACGGAGGACGAGGUUCGAGAGAUCAUCCGAAAUAACCUUCACCUGCAGGGCAAGUACCGGGUCUUUCAUUUCAAGAGGCUGGUAAAGAAACUGAUCAUUGUGAUGAAGUGGAGGAAGACCCGGCAGGCCAAGCCCCCGGGCCUGGAGCUGGCGAGCCACAAGCGCGCGACCAUGCGUAAGCGAUCCACCACCCUGGACUCCUCCCACCGGGUGCAGAGGAUGCCCCUGUCCGCCAUAAAAAAGUCCUCCUCCGUGGACCUCAUUGGGAAGCAGGGCAAGGCCCCCGUGCGCUCCUCCGACGCCGCGGUGGUGGCCAAGCUGAAGGAGGGCCAGCAGGCUCUGCAGAACAUGUUUGGGUCUAACACAGUGCUGCUGGAGGACCCUGCCAUUCGGUGGCAGAUGGCCCUGUACAAAGACCUGCCCAACAGGAGCGAGGACACCUCCGACCCCGAGAAGACUGUGGAGAGGGUUUUGGACAUCGCCCAUGUGCUCUUCCACCUGGACCAGGUUGAACACCCCCAGAGGAGUAAGAAGGCCGUGUGGCACAAACUCCUCUCCAAGCAGAGGAAGCGAGCUGUGGUCGCCUGUUUCAGAAUGGCUCCUCUCUAUAACCUGCCCAGGCACCGGGCUGUCAACCUCUUCCUGCAGGGAUACGAGAAGUCUUGGAUUGAAACAGAGGAGCACUACUUUGAAGAUAAGCUAAUAGAGGAUCUGGCUAAACCCGGAGGGGAGGAGCCAUCAGAGGAGGAUGAGGGGUCCAAGCGGAUCGAUCCUCUUCAUCAGCUGAUCCAGCUCUUCAGCAGAACUGCCCUGACAGAGAAGUGUAAGCUGGAAGAAGACAACCUGUAUAUGGCCUAUGCUGACAUCAUGGCAAAGAGCUGCCAUGACGAAGAGGACGAGGAUGAGGACGGCGAAGAGGUGAAAAGCUUUGAAGAAAAGGAAAUGGAGAAGCAGAAGCUGCUGUACCAGCAGGCCCGGCUCCAUGAUCGGGGGGCCGCUGAAAUGGUCCUACAGACCAUCAGCGCCAGCAAAGGUGAAAUGGGACCGAUGGUGGCAUCAACACUGAAGCUGGGUAUCGCUGUACUGAACGGAGGAAAUUCAACCGUGCAGCAGAAAAUGCUGGAUUAUCUAAAGGACAAGAAGGACGUGGGCUUCUUCCAGAGUCUGGCGGGGCUCAUGCUCUCCUGCAGCGUGCUUGACCUCAAUGCCUUUGAAAGGCAGAAUAAAGCCGAAGGACUGGGGAUGGUGACGGAGGAGGGCUCAGUCAUCACUCAUGAGCGUGGGGAGAAGGUGAUGCAGGACGAUGAGUUUACCUGUGACCUGUUCCGCUUCCUUCAGCUCCUGUGUGAAGGACACAACUCAGAUUUUCAGAAUUACCUGAGAACGCAGACCGGAAACAACACAACUGUCAACAUCAUCAUCUCAACAGUUGACUACCUUCUCCGUGUUCAGGAGUCAAUCAGCGAUUUCUACUGGUAUUACUCUGGAAAGGAUGUCAUUGAUGAGCAGGGACAGCGCAAUUUCUCCAAGGCGAUCAAUGUGGCCAAACAGGUCUUCAACACGCUCACGGAGUAUAUACAGGGUCCAUGCACUGGAAACCAGCAGAGCCUGGCUCACAGCCGGCUGUGGGAUGCAGUAGUUGGGUUCCUCCACGUCUUCGCACAUAUGCAAAUGAAGCUGUCACAGGACUCUAGCCAGAUUGACUUGUUGAAAGAGUUAAUGGAUCUCCAGAAGGACAUGGUUGUAAUGUUGUUAUCCAUGCUGGAAGGAAAUGUGGUUAAUGGAACCAUUGGCAAACAGAUGGUUGACAUGUUGGUGGAGUCCUCGAACAACGUGGAGAUGAUCCUCAAGUUCUUCGACAUGUUCCUCAAGCUCAAGGACUUGACGUCGUCAGACGCCUUCAAGGAGUAUGACCCUGACGGGAAAGGGGUGAUCUCCAAGAGGGAUUUCCACAAAGCCAUGGAGAGCCACAAACAUUACACUCAGUCGGAGACCGAGUUCCUGCUCUCCUGCGCCGAGACGGACGAAAACGAGCUCCUGGACUACGAGGAGUUUGUGGAGAGGUUCCAUGAGCCGGCCAAGGACAUCGGCUUCAAUGUGGCCGUCCUGCUGACAAACCUGUCCGAGCACAUGCCGCACGACACGCGGCUGCAGACCUUUCUGGAGCUGGCGGAAAGUGUGCUUAACUACUUCCAGCCUUACUUGGGCCGCAUCGAAAUCAUGGGCAGUGCCAAGCGCAUCGAGCGCGUCUACUUUGAGAUCAGCGAGUCCAGCCGCACGCAGUGGGAGAAGCCGCAGGUGAAGGAGUCCAAGCGGCAGUUCAUCUUCGACGUGGUCAACGAGGGCGGCGAGAAGGAGAAGAUGGAGCUCUUCGUCAACUUCUGCGAGGACACCAUCUUCGAGAUGCAGCUGGCCGCCCAGAUGUCGGAUAUCGGCGAGCGCUCGGCCAGCAAGGAGGAGAGUGAGAAGGAGAAGCCGGAGGAGGAGAGCCCGGAGAUGGGCUUCUUCUCUGUGACCACGGUGCGGACGGCGCUCCUGGCGCUCCGCUACAACGUGAUGAUACUGAUGAAGGUGCUCUCCAUGAAAAGCCUUAAGAAGCAGAUGAAGCGGAUGAAGAAGAUGACGGUGAAGGACAUGGUGAUGACGCUGGUCUCCUUCUACUGGAGCCUGGUCAUGGGCCUCCUGCACUUCGCCUUCAGCGUCUCGCGCGGCUUCUUCCGCAUCGUCUGCAGCACCUUCGUAGGUGGCAGCCUGGUGGAGGGGGCCAAGGCCAUGAAGGUGGCCGACCUGCUGGCCAACAUGCCCGACCCCACGCAGGACGAGGUCCGAGGGGAGGGCGACGAGGGCGAGAAGAGGCACGCCGACAAGUCCUCGGCCGAGGAGGACCUGGCUGACCUGGCAGUUGCCGCCGAUGACACAGACCUCCUCUCGGACAUUUUCGGGCUGGACCUGAGGAGAGAAGGAGGGCAGUACAAGCUGAUGCCUCACAACCCCAACGCCAGCCUGACGGACUUGCUCAAUGCGCCCGCGCCCCCGGCUCCCUCGCCCUCACCCGAGCUCCGGAGACGGCAUCAGGGGAAGGGGUCCACUGAGGAAAUCCAAGAAGGGAAAGAAGAAAGCCAAUCUGAACCAGAGAAGGCAGAGGGAGAGAACGGCGAAAAAGAUGGCAAGCCGAAAGACGGCAAGCCGAAACGUAGAGUCAGGCAGCACCACACCUCCAAGUCUGAAGAGCCCGAGCUGCAGGAGUCUGCAUUCUGGAAGAAAAUCAUUGCUUAUCAGAGGAAGCUGCUUAAUUAUUUUGCUCGGAAUUUCUACAACAUGAGAAUGCUGGCCUUGUUUGUUGCCUUUGCAAUCAACUUCAUCCUGCUUUUCUACAAGGUGUCCACGUCGUCGGCAGUGAUGGAGGAGAAGGGGGUGGUGUUCGGCGGAUCCACGGACCCCAGCGUGAGGUGGAGCCCCGUGGACAGCAUGCCGCACCGCCCCGUCACCGUGCACUUCGUCCUGGAGGAGAGCAGUGGGUACAUGGAGCCCACUCUCCGCAUCCUGGCCAUCUUGCACACUGUCAUAUCCUUCUUCUGCAUCAUCGGCUACUACUGCUUGAAGGUUCCCUUGGUGAUAUUCAAACGAGAGAAGGAGGUGGCCAGGAAGCUGGAGUUUGACGGGCUCUACAUAACGGAGCAGCCUUCAGAAGAUGACAUUAAAGGGCAGUGGGACAGGCUCGUAAUUAACACGCAGUCAUUCCCAAAUAAUUACUGGGAUAAAUUUGUGAAAAGGAAGGUGAUGGACAAGUACGGGGAGUUCUAUGGACACGACCGCAUCAGUGAACUGCUGGGAAUGGACAAGGCUGCCCUAGACUUCAGCGACGCCCACGAGAAGAAAAAGCCUAAGAAAGACAGCUCAUUAGCGGCUGUGCUGAACUCAAUUGACGUCAAGUACCAGAUCUGGAAAUUAGGAGUGGUCUUUACAGACAAUUCCUUCCUCUACCUGGCCUGGUACAUGACCAUGUCCAUCCUGGGACACUACAACAACUUUUUCUUCGCCGCCCACCUGCUGGACAUCGCCAUGGGCUUCAAGACGCUGCGCACCAUCCUCUCCUCUGUCACACACAAUGGCAAGCAGCUCGUUCUGACGGUGGGCCUGCUGGCUGUAGUGGUGUACCUGUACACUGUGGUGGCCUUCAACUUCUUCCGCAAGUUCUACAACAAGAGCGAGGAUGGAGAGUCCCCAGACAUGAAGUGUGAUGACAUGCUCACUUGCUACAUGUUCCACAUGUACGUGGGCGUGCGUGCCGGAGGGGGCAUCGGCGACCAGAUCGAGGAUCCCGCGGGUGACGAGUACGAGAUCUACAGGAUCAUCUUUGACAUCACCUUCUUCUUCUUCGUCAUCGUCAUUCUGCUUGCCAUCAUUCAGGGUUUAAUAAUUGAUGCCUUUGGUGAACUUCGAGACCAGCAAGAGCAAGUGAAGGAGGACAUGGAGACCAAAUGCUUCAUCUGCGGUAUCGGGAAUGACUAUUUCGACACGGUCCCCCACGGCUUCGAGACUCACACGCUGCAGGAGCACAACUUGGCGAACUAUCUAUUUUUUGUGAUGUAUCUCAUCAACAAAGAUGAAACAGAGCACACGGGCCAGGAGUCUUAUGUGUGGAAGAUGUACCAGGAGCGCUGCUGGGAGUUCUUUCCAGCCGGAGACUGUUUCCGCAAACAAUACGAAGACCAGCUCAACUGAACACAGACUCCAUCCUUUCUUACAAGUGGAAGCGCAAAAAAAAGGCCAACCAUCUUUGAACUACUUCAUCGGGAAUGCUUUUCAGACUUUGUACAUAUAUUAUACACUGUAUAUCGUUCCCCUGUGUGCUUUUUGGAGCACAAAGGUUGUGUUUUGAUGACUUAACUGCUUCAUCUUUACAUUUGCUUUGAAAACACUGAAAAGCAAAAGACGAAAAA
Megalops cyprinoides (Indo-Pacific tarpon) is the source of this 15474-nucleotide messenger RNA. RefSeq names its product ryanodine receptor 2a (cardiac) (gene ryr2a). Gene Ontology annotation, biological process: calcium ion transmembrane transport; intracellular calcium ion homeostasis. The record is from RefSeq and is a predicted model, not a curated record. The transcript has 105 exons. Gene Ontology annotation, molecular function: ryanodine-sensitive calcium-release channel activity; calcium ion binding; protein binding. The coding region runs from base 53 to 15256 and encodes 5067 amino acids. Gene Ontology annotation, cellular component: Z disc; smooth endoplasmic reticulum; sarcolemma. Lineage: Eukaryota; Metazoa; Chordata; Actinopteri; Elopiformes; Megalopidae.